This is a messenger RNA of Grammomys surdaster, 3956 nucleotides long. It is a transcript of the gene Asap3, whose product is annotated as ArfGAP with SH3 domain, ankyrin repeat and PH domain 3. Bases 112 to 2829 code for a protein of 905 amino acids. The record is from RefSeq and is a predicted model, not a curated record. Gene Ontology annotation, molecular function: GTPase activator activity; protein binding. The transcript has 25 exons. Gene Ontology annotation, biological process: positive regulation of GTPase activity; cell migration. Gene Ontology annotation, cellular component: cytoplasm; focal adhesion. Lineage: Eukaryota; Metazoa; Chordata; Mammalia; Rodentia; Muridae.
GGACGCUGCGGGCAGUGAGACAGGGCCUGCGGGAAGCAGCUAUACCAGCACGGUUAAGUGCAGCGUCCCCCGCGCUCUAGGCAGCCCCGGCGUCUCCUCCUCGCGCCCGCCAUGCCCGAACAGCUCAGUGUCGCGGAGUUCCUGGCCGUCACCGCGGAGGACCUCAAUUCCCCAGCCGGGGCAGCUGCCUUCGCCGCCAAGAUGCCCCGGUGCCGCGGGGCGGCGCUGGCACGGGAGGAGGUCCUGGAAGGAGACCAGGCUAUCUUACAGAGAAUCAAGAAGGCUGUUCGAGCUAUCCACAGCUCUGGCCUUGGCCAUGUGGAGACUGAGGAACAUUACCGAGAGGCCGUGGAGGCCUUGGGGAAUAGUCACCUAUCCCAGAACAGCCAUGAGCUGUCCACUGGCUUCCUGAACUUGGCCGUAUUCACCCGCGAGGUGGCUGCUCUCUUCAAGAACCUGGUUCAGAACCUGAACAACAUCGUCUCCUUCCCACUGGACAGUCUGAUGAAGGGGCAUCUAAGGGAUGGGCGACAUGAUUCCAAAAAGCAUCUGGAGAAGGCAUGGAAAGACUACGAAACCAAAGUGGCCAAGCUGGAGAAGGAGAGGGAUCGAGCCAGGUUCCCAGGAGGAAGCCACCACGGAGUGAUGUCCCAGGACACACAGCGAGAGCGACGAGUCUUCCAGCUGCACAUGUGUGAGUACCUUGUCAAAGCUGGAGAGAGUCAGGUGAAGCAGGGCCCAGACUUCCUGCAGAGCCUCAUCAAGUUCUUCCACGCCCAGCACAACUUCUUCCAAGAUGGCUGGAAGGCAGCUCAGAGCCUGUCCCCCUUCAUUGACAAGCUGGCAGCCUCAGUCCAUGGGCUUCGGCAAGCUCAGGAGGAGGAGCUGCACAAGCUCACCCAGCUCCGGGACUCCCUCCGGGGGAUGCUGCAUCUGGAGAGCAGAGAGGAGCACCCAAACCGGAAGAACUCAGGGGGCGGCUACAGCAUCCACCAGCACCAAGGCAACAAGCAGUUUGGGACUGAGAAGGUGGGCUUCCUGUACAAGAAAAGUGAUGGGAUUCGAAGAGUCUGGCAGAAGAGGAAGUGUGGAGUGAAGUAUGGCUGCCUGACCAUCUCGCACAGCAUGAUCAACAGGCCCCCAGUGAAGCUGGCCUUGCUGACGUGCCAAGUGAGGCCAAACCCUGAGGAGAAAAGGUGCUUCGACCUGGUGACCCACAAUCGUACAUACCACUUCCAUGCAGAGGACGAGCAAGAGUGUGAGGCAUGGGUGUCUGUGCUACAGAACAGCAAGGACGAAGCACUGAGUAGCGCCUUUCACGGGGAGCCCAGGGGCGGCCAGUGGUCGUGGGGCACCAGAUUGGAGACAGAGCCCCACGACCUAACCAACAUGCUCGUCGCUGAGGUGAAGAGCAGACCAGGGAAUGGCCAUUGCUGCGACUGUGGGGCACCAGAUCCCACAUGGCUCAGCACCAACCUGGGCGUGCUCACCUGCAUCCAGUGCUCGGGUGUCCACCGGGAGCUGGGCGUGCGCUUCUCCCGCAUACAGUCGCUCACCUUGGACCUCUUGGGCCCCUCGGAGCUGCUGCUGGCUUUGAACAUCGGAAACUCCCACUUCAAUGAAGUCAUGGAAGCCCACCUGCCCUCCCAUGGCUGCCCUAAACCCUCUCCUGAGAGUGACAUGAGCAGCCGCAGAAACUACAUUGUAGCCAAGUAUGUAGAACACAAGUUUGCACGCCGUUCCACACCUGAGCCCCAGAAGCUACGGACAGCCAUCUGCAGCCGGGACCUCCUGUCAGUUCUGGAGGCCUUUGCCAAUGGGCAGGACUUCGGACAGCUGCUGCCAGGGCCUGAUGGACAGGCACCUGGAGAGCUCGCCCUGCACUUGGCCAUCAGAGUUGCCAGCCAGGCUUCUCUGCCGAUAGUGGACUUCCUCAUCCAGAAUGGUGGCCACUUGGAUGCCAAGGCUUCAGAUGGAAACACCGCCCUGCACUGCGCUGCGCUCCACGGCCAGCUGGACUGUCUCAAGCUGCUGCUGAAAGGGAGAGCUCCCGUGGGGGCAGUAAAUGAUGCUGGAGAGACAGCCCUGGACAUAGCCAGGAUCAGACAGCACAAGGAAUGUGAGGAGCUGCUGGAGCAGGCACAAGCAGGGACGCUCGCUUUCCCUCUCCAUAUGGACUACCACUGGGGACAUUCCAUGGAGCACGGUUUUGACAGUGAGGAGGAGGAGGAGGAAGAAAAGCACUGCCCUGUGAAGCCCCCAGCACAGGCCUGCUGUGGCAGUGGGAGGCUGGACAUCAGCAACAAGACCUAUGAGACUGUUGCCAACCCAGGAGCAGCCACCUCUCAGAGCCAAAGCGAGGAUAGUCCCCCGCCCCUGCCCAUCAAAAACUCUUCUCGGACCAUACUCCUCGGGCAAGCCGGACAUUCCAGUGGAGAUCGUUCUGACAUUCCUAGCCUGAGAUCAGAGUCUCCUGAGGCCCCUGAGAACCGGAGCAGCCCAGCAUCUUCCUCCUCCAGCCUCACCAGCUCUGUGGAACCUGGAGGGUUGAGCCAGGCCCCGUCUAGCCCUGAAGAAGGCCUCCAGGAGCCACCCAGCACUUCCCGACCUGGCCUGGCAUCUGGAACCACCCCUGCUGAGGUGUAUUUCCCUGUCAAGUUCAGCUCAGAGAGCACUCGAUCCUACAGACGGGGAGGCCGGAGUCUGGAAGAUGGUCCCUCUGCCCGGCAGCCUCUGUGUAGGAGGAACAUUCCGGUUGGCCUCAUAGAAGGAGAUGGCUCAAAGAUUGGGGUCCUCCCGGCAAAUACCCUGCAACUCUUGCAUGACUAGCUCCUUGCUGACCCCUCUGCAUGGCUCACACUGGACCCCAACAUUCAGAGCUGGGACUUGAGACCACAGAUCUGGGAGCUCGUCUUCCUUAUGGGAACCAUGACCCUGCCAAGGACACUGGCCCUUCUGUGUCGGGACUGAUGUCCUGGGCCAGACAGCCCAGGAGUUAGAUCUGACAAUGUCUGGAUCGGGUUAAGUGACACAACCUACUGUACCAGGAUUGUGUUUCUCUCUACAAGGGCGGGACCCGUUCGCCAUCAUUCACAUGCAGACACUGUCUCAUGGCCAUUUAUCAAUCUGGUGAUUUUCUUUCUGAAGUCUAGCUUUAUGUCCAGACCUUUCCUAGGUACUACAGAUGCCAUAUGAAUAAGAUACAGAUCCUGCAGGUGUGCUUCCUCACUGGGAAGCUGGGCUCAAGGACUGACUUGGGACGAGCAGACCCAGAUGGCAGAGGGAUGGCGCUGAGCUCAGGGCCCAGACUGACAUCAGCUGCUCUGUCUCGUCAUUGCAGUUGUUACAGCCCAGUUCGCAGGUGGCCAAGGCCUGUGAUGCCCAGGCUGAAGUACUCUGAAUGGCUCUGUUAGAGGGUAGUCUUCCCCUCCCUGGGGUCUGUGUUCCCAGCCUGGAAGUAGACUGUGACUCACCUGCCUUGAUCAACAGAAAGGAAAGGGAUGGUCGGGGUUGACUGAUCCCAUAUCUCUCACUUUCUUCUUGAUGAAAUCAGAAGCCUGGGGGAAGUGAGGGACCAGGAAAGGAGAAAGGCAUUGGGAAGAUAAGAGAAACUCCAGGAGUCUGCUUUCUAGGGCCAGGAAUCACACCAUUGCUCGGCCCCAAUUACAAAGCCAGACCUUCGGCAACCACGGACAGCUCUGCUUGACACCUGCUUGGUGGGGGGUCCUGCAGGGGUGGGCCAAGCUGCACAGGGGAGGCCAGAGGGCACCCAGUGAAUAGCCAGCAGUGCUGCUGGGAGUUGAACUGCUUGCCCUGGAUGCUGCUGUGUUCCUAGGUCCUAAAGCAGCAGGAUUGUUUCUGAGCCCCAGGUCAGCUUGUGUUCAUCUCAGACUUACUGUUUUACUUAUCUCUAAUAAAGGAUUCUUGGGGGGGAGGGACGAAUCCCCCUGGGAGAC